UUCAUCUCCAAGCUCGAUCUCACCUUUCUUGGCUAGCACUCAACAAAGCAAAACGAGCUAAGAAAGGACAUAGAGAUGGCGAGCAAGAACCUUCUGGCCCUUGUGGUGCUUCUUAGCGUCCUUGGAGUUUCUGUUGCCAUUCCAAAGUUGAGCCUUGACCUCGACUACUACCGGUAUAAGUGUCCCGACGCAGAGCGCAUUGUUCGUCGUGUCACAGAACAAUAUGUUUCUCGCAAGCCAAGCCUUGCCGCUGCACUUCUAAGGAUGUAUUUUCAUGAUUGUUUCGUCAGAGGAUGUGAUGGUUCCGUUCUUCUGAAAUCUCCAAACAAGGAUGCGGAAAGAGACGCUAUCCCCAACCUGUCUCUGAGAGGCUAUGAAGUGGUGGAUGCCGCCAAGACAGCGCUCGAGAAGAAGUGUCCCAACCUCGUUUCUUGCGCUGAUGUUCUUGCCUUGGUCGCCAGAGAUGCCGUCGUUGUGAUCAAGGGACCAUGGUGGCCGGUUCCAUUGGGCCGCAGGGAUGGACGCAUCUCGAAAUUGAACGAUGCAUUGCAACAUUUACCAUCUCCUUUCGCCGACAUAAAAACGUUGAAGAAGAACUUUGCCGUUAAGGGUCUUAACACUAAAGACCUUGUCGUUCUCUCAGGGGGUCACACCAUUGGAAUCUCCAAUUGCGCUCUCGUCAACGCACGUAUCUACAACUUCACAGGAAAGGGCGAUUUUGAUCCAGCCAUGAACCCUAGCUACGUUAGGGAAUUGAAGAAAAAGUGCAAGCCCACUGAUUUCAGAUCCACAUUGGACAUGGACCCAGGCAGUGCCAAGAAAUUCGACACUCACUACUUCAAUGUCGUGGCUCAGAAGAAAGGUCUCUUCACAUCUGACUCGACCCUUCUCGAUGACGUUGAGACCAAGCUCUACGUUCAGACUCAGGUCGCUACCGGUGGGAUCUCUUUCAACAAAGACUUCUCCGAUUCCAUGGUCAAACUUGGUUUCGUCCAAAUUCUUACCGGCAAAAAUGGUGAGAUCAGGAAGAAAUGCGCUUUCGUUAACUAAUUUGUCUCGAUGAGACGGUUUUCGGCUGAUUUGAGUCUUAAAGUUUUCUGCUUAUUUAUCUUCUUUAUUUCUUUCACGGAAGUUGAGCUUUGGUGUUGUGUUCUGUUUUCUUCAAUGAAUAAUUGUAUUCUAU
Arabidopsis arenosa is the source of this 1183-nucleotide messenger RNA. The record is from the annotation of a GenBank genome assembly. NCBI's taxonomy places the organism in Eukaryota, Viridiplantae, Streptophyta, Magnoliopsida, Brassicales, Brassicaceae.